Gongylonema pulchrum is the source of this 576-nucleotide messenger RNA. The record is from the annotation of a GenBank genome assembly. NCBI's taxonomy places the organism in Eukaryota, Metazoa, Nematoda, Chromadorea, Rhabditida, Gongylonematidae.
AUGUUCAAAACGCUGCGCCGUCUGCAUGGCCACAAUCUGGAGCAUCAGGGACUCAACGAUAUUUCGGAAGCAUUCCAGAAUUUCGUCACACGUGCCCGAUUUUUCAGUAUCGGUCGAUUAAGACGUACGUGGUCACAUUCGGCGGUUGAGUUUUUGAAAUACAGACGCCUACUGCCGAUGCUUACAUCUGGUGGAGAUGCAGUGGAUGACCAGAUUGACUAUAAUGCAAAAUCCUUUGAAGUUUUCGGCGACCUGAAUUUGGAGAUGCCCACAUCUUCGUCACCAGCAGAUGGAGGAGCAGAAGCAAAUGCACCAGUAGCAGCAGUAGCAGCACCAAUUUCAUCCUCCCGGCCUCGUCGUGACUCUUCGCUUCGAGCAUCAAAGAAGGAAGAUCGGAGAAUUAUGGUUACGAAUGUUUCUUCGCGUGUUACAGCGAAUCAGCUCAAAUCAUUCUUCUCAAAAUUCGGCCCUGUUUCAAGUUGUCAUAUCCCGUCGGAAGAACGCCGCCAUACGCUAUAUGCAACGCUGCCAAAGAAAACCCGCUCAAACUUAACAGCUUAUAUCACAUUUAAGUAA